GCUGGAGUAUGUGGAGGCUCUGGGGACCCUCAGGACAAAGCAGCAGGAGAUCAGGGAGCUGCAGAAGGCUCAGGUAGAAGUGAAGAGGGAGCAUGAGGGAGCCGUCCAGUUGUUAGAGAUGCUGCCUGACCUGCUGAGUUCCUCCAGUGUUUUGUGUAUGCUGCCUCAGACUAUCAGCUGAUGCGCUGAGAUGGCCGUGGAGCCGUGUAGGGCGAGGUCUGGCCUCGUGUGGGGCGGAGAGGGAGAACAGUGGGGGCGCAGUUACGUGGAAUGUCUGGAAACGUACCUGCCUGGUUUGGGCAGAUGUGUAAAUGUUUUUCCUGCUGUUUCUUUAACGCUCCAGAGCACGCUGGACAGCAUGCAGGCCAAGGUGUGGGAGCUGGAGCGACAAUGCCAGGCACAGAGCGAACAGUUCCACCAGCUGUCCCACGAGCUGCAGACGUUCCGACAGAGCGCCAGUAACAUUGACCUGCUGAAUAAACCAAUCCUCCCGUGGGCCAGCACUGGCCCAGGCAGCAAGUUACCGACCCAGCUGAAGAAUGGAGUGUCCAACCCUCUCUCCAAAGGUAAUGAAAUCCCUUCUGGUCACCAAUCAGUGAUCUGCGAGUACAUCAGACCCAUUCCGAUGUCUGGCGUGAAGCCAGAGCUCCUCUCUGUGAAACCUACACUCCUCCCUCGAUGUACAGCCGGCAGUGCAGGCCAAGACCAGCUCUCUGAGCAGAUGGACGUUGAACUCGACAGUGGCAAUCCCAAAAUGAGGUACACCGGGAAGGUCCGUCUGUGCAUCGCCCGCUACAGUUAUAACCCCUACAAGGGUCCAAAUGAACAUCCUGAGGCAGAACUCCCCCUCGUGGCUGGGAAGUACCUCUAUGUUUAUGGAGACAUGGACGAAGAUGGUUUCUACGAAGGGGAGCUGAUGGAUGGUCGCCGAGGCUUGGUUCCUUCAAACUUUGUGGCCUUGCUGCAGGACGAGGACCUGCUCACCCACCCUGUGGACAUAGAGCUGGAUAGUAACCUGCCAAACUCCGACAUGAACCAUGUGGACCUCCAUCUCCACAGCGACCCCGCGCCGCCGGAUGUCAAAGCGGACGGGUUGUUGCUGAAUCAACCCCCAGUGCAGGUGUAUAGCAACAGCCCGGGGGUGCUGGACGUCAGCAUCGAUGAGAUCGGCGAAGACAUUGUGCCUUAUCCCCGGAAGAUUAGCCUGAUUAAACAACUGGGCAGGACGGUGAUCGUUGGCUGGGAGCCAGCGUCUGUGCCCCUCAAUUGGGGGACCGUACAUAGCUACAAUGUCCUGGUCGACAAAGAGGUGCGGACUAACAUCCCCGCGGGGGGCAGGACUAAGGCGCUAAUCGAGAAACUCAACCUGGCCAACUUCACCUACCGCAUCUCUGUCCAGAGUGUGACGGACCAUGGCACCUCAGAUGAGCUGAGGUGCACUCUGCUGGUGGGCAAGGACGUGUGCGUGGCCCCCUCCCACCUGCGGGUCGACAACAUCUCGCAGACGACAGCCGAGGUCUCCUGGCAGCCCAGUAACAGUAACUACAGCCACACCAUCUUCCUCAACGGGGAGGAGUUCGACGUGGUGGGGGCCGCCAGCUACAAAUACCAAUUCUUCAACCUGCGGCCCUGCAUGACGUGCACCGUGAAGGCCGUGGCUGAACCCCACCAGGUGCCCUGGCAGCUGCCCCUCGAACAGCGCCAGCACCGCGAGGGCACCGUGGAAUUCUGCACCCUGCCCACAGGACCCCCUGCACCCCCUCAGGAUGUGACAGUGCAGGUUGGCACGACCCCAGGAACCCUGCAGAUUAACUGGAAACCCCCUCCCCUCACCUCAACGGGGACCUCCAAUGGAGCCCGAGUCACCGGCUACAGUGUCUGCGCCAAGGGCCAGAAGGUUGCAGAGGUGAAGAUGGCCACGGCGGAGAGCGUCAUCGUAGAUUACCUGCGGAUACAGAACUUGGAGACCAGGGAGAUCAUUGUGCGGACGGUGUCGGCACAGGGAGAAUCCGAGGACUCGUGCGCUGCUGCGAUCCCGGCCGAGCUGCUGGGGUCUUGCCCGCCUCGCACCCCCGCCAGAACCCAGCCGUCACUGAGUGCCAAAGUGCCCGAUACCAAAGAGCAGCCACUCGGCCCAGUGCCGCAGAGCGAUGGGCCAUGGGAGCCAGUGCCCACCCCACCUCAGCUCCACGGAUCAUUGUUGGAGCCCACUGUGCCCGGCUACGCCAACCGGAGUGGCAGUGCCAGGUCACCGUCGCCGCAGAGAAUCCUGCCGCAGCCCCAGGGAGCACCGAUCUCGAACAGCAUGGCAAAAGCGAUGGCUCGAGAGGCCGCCGAACGCAUCACAGAAAGCAACAAGGCUGAGAAAAGGAGCGCAUUCAGCCAGAGGAGCAACACCUUCCAGCAGGAGAACUCGGACGAGGAGGAGGAGGAGGAGUACGAUACCCAAAGCAUCAAGAGGCCCGGUGCGUCCGUGGAUGAGUUUCUGAGACGUUCUGAGCUGGGCAGGCAGCACUACGGGCAUGCGGACAGCUACCACUCGGAGAGCAGUCGGGGGUCCGACCUUUCCGACAUCAUGGAGGAGGACGAGGAGGAACUCUACUCGGAGAUGCUGUUGGAUGAGGGUGGUAGGCGAAGGCACAGUGCGACCUCACACACCGCCCUGAAGCUCUGCUGUGAGAGUAAGAUUGUCGGAGGAGCUCAGCGGGAAGGCACUGGCGCCGCCCCACACGCUAACAAACUCUGCAUUAUCCCCGAGGGAGCGGGCAGGCAGCUGACCCCCCGGCCCGAAGACGCACACCUCUGGGCCAGCGACACAGAGACCCUGGGCCCUGGGCCAGGGGGGCAGUGGCGAGACCGCGCACCGCGCGCCUGCCCCGGCCCGGAGCGGAGACCCCGGGCGAAGUCCGCCUCCAGCGUGGCUCACCUCCUGCGGGAGGACGCGGCGGGUGGCGAGUGGAGGAGGAGUUCGGACGGCGGGGGCCGGCGGGAGGCGUCCGGACCUGUAGCCCGUCAGCAGCGCACUCCGGGCGCCUGCGGGCCCCCGCCCCAGAUCCGGCGCCGAGCGUCCCUGCAGAGGCAAGUUAGCGUGGAAGAGGAUUCCUUCAGCGAGGGCGCUUCGGACGGAAGAUGCACAUCGGCGGCAGGGGGUGCCUGUAGAGACGUCCCAGAACACAAGGAAGGAAAGCACCGCGUCCCGGGACGGCAGAAGCAGUCUGGCCGGACGACAAAAUUACCAACAAGUAACACUAGUAUACCAAAUCCAAAUGCAGUUACUGUUUGUGUCCUGAGGGACAAAGAGAGACCGCUGAUGCUAGGCAACUCUGGAUCCGGCCGCAUGUCGGACAGGAUGGAGCACGCGGGCCGAAGGGCUUCCCACGGCGGUACUGGUCAGCGGGCCAGACCGAUGACUGUGCCUUCCAUCGAGAUCACGGUGGACAGUAACAGCGAGGGCGGCCGCUCCCACUCGGGGAGCGAAGGUGCCAUCUCCCCCUCCCGAGAGGAUGCUUAUUACCGCCACGUCACAGGGAGGAGGAAGUGGCCACACCAGCGCAGCACUGCCCCUGAGAAUCGCUACGACAGGUACUCUGGGAGAGAACUCUACGAUGAUGCCGACCCUGCACUGUGUGGGGCAGACGUGCUGACCAGGGUUUUCGUGGCUCUCUUCGACUACGACCCGUUGUCGAUGUCACCAAACCCCGAUGCAGCUGAGGAAGAGCUGCCGUUCCGAGAGGGACAGAUCAUUCAGGUCCAUGGGAGCAAGGAUGCAGAUGGGUUCUACCACGGAGAGAUUGACGGCAGAGUGGGUCUCAUUCCCUGCAACAUGGUGUCGGAGAUCCAGGCAGACAGCGAAGAGAUGGUGGAACAGCUGGUGACACAGGGAUUCCUGCCCCUCAACACUCCUGUGGAGAAAAUUGCCAACUCUGAGCGUUACAAAGAGAGUACGCGCUCUGUUACCCGCAGGUCCCGAAAAUCCAAACGAGAGCGCGACAGGAGGAGCAGCCGCCCCUUUCCCCUCACGUCCCGCAGGAUGGUGGCUCUGUACGACUAUGAUCCGAGGGAGAGCUCCCCAAACGUUGACGUGGAGGCGGAGUUAACGUUCUGCGCAGGAGACAUCAUCAGCGUCUGGGGAGAACUAGACGAAGAUGGCUUCUAUUACGGGGAGAUUAACGGGCAGAAGGGCCUAGUCCCCUCCAACUUCCUGGAAGAGGUCCCUGAUGAUGUCGAGGUUUACCUCUCCGAAGCCCCAUCCAGGCAGCCACCGGAGGCACCCACGCAGGGCAAAGGAAAGAGGGUGGACGGGACAGUCUGAUAGGCAGGAGUGAAGCCGUGCCGUUCAUAAGGAUGAAAUCCCGGAACUGCCAUUGACUGGGAAAUGCUUCUGUAGUAAACCUGAAGGCACGGCAUUCUUGUUUCUCUUAUUAAAGUUUGAUCGACAGUGAGGAUCUCCCCAGCCUGCUGCAGGUGCUAUCUUUUUCUUUAAAAAGAAAAGCAGUUUUAGAAAAUAUAUAUUUUUGCUACAACCUCCUCCAAUAAACUUCAAACCCAACUGUUCCUGAUUCGGUCGGAGGAGAGGCGGUGGUCAAAUGGCCUUUGCUCUGCGCACGCCCUCCACGUCACACUGACGAUCGUGUCGAUGCAUGGGGAAUGUGAUUCCUCGGUGACGGACAGACUGACGGGAAGAAUCGAAGGCAAAAAUGGCCUGCUGAACUCCAGGGUAGCUCGUUGGAUUUUAAGUUAUUUGUCUCCAUAAAGCCUGGGUUGAUGUCUAGUGGAAAACGUGGCCUUGGGAAAGAGCCCUACUAAAUGCGCAUUCCAAAGCCUCCACCUUAAGCACAAGUUCCGAGUAUCACCACAGUGACACCGCCCGCAGCAGAACGUGAACCAGCUCAACCCUCAGACCUGUCUCCCCAUUCCACCUUAGACAACACUGUCUCUUGUAGAUUAGAGAUGAAUAUGCUAACACGUAGAACAGCUACAAGUUUACAGGAACACGGGGAGCUCUUUCAAAAGAGCUAGUACAAGGGUGAAGGGUCUUACCCGUGCUAACGAGACUGUCCGUUGGUUGGGGCCCACCAUGGAUGGUGUGUCCUAGUGUCUACGUUCAGUUGAUACGCGAGCCAGGGCAGUACGAUAUGGAGAGCAAGCUGUUGCCCAUGCAGCAGGCCCCCCCUCUCCACGCAGCGGAUGAUUCCAAAAGAACGGCUGAGACCGAUACAGUUCGGCACCAGCGGCAUCGCAGGAGGUGCCAGUCAGCGUUGAGCUUAACGUAGGACUGCCUUCGGGACUCCAGCUCCGGGUUUACCCUCAUGGUUUACUCCCAAAGCCUUCCCCAUGAGUGGGUGUAGCCACAAGGUGGCGUAGGCUUGAGAUCAGAGAUUUCCUUCUCCCAGAUGAGCUGCCAACCACAGCUGACGAGCCCCGUCUGCCCAGAGCCUGUGCUAAUGAGAUUGUAUAAAAACGUACAACACAAUAACAGCUUUUACUCACUCAGACCUGUUGAACCUCAUUUCAGUUUUCUCUGCUUUUUUCCCCACACUGUACACCCCUUCCAUACACUGAGUGUAUGGGGUGUCCGGGGAGGGGUCGCACCUCUGUUCCAUUCUGGGGCAGCUCACUCACCUCUGAUCCCCACCGAACACUCAGCUCUCACCCGUGGCUCUAAGUAGCCGUUUGCACAUGACAGAGGCCACACCCCAGUACAGGUGGGUUAAACCAGGUGAUGGUAGCCGGCAGCCUCAUACCCCGGUGAGAUACGGACGUGCCUGUCCCAGCAUGUGAAGUCAGCUCUGGCAGACUGAGUGGAUGAGAUCUACAGUGAGAUCCGACGGCCAGGAAGGAGGUUCUGCAAUGCUCCGUGGAGAGAGAAGGGCAUGACGAGGUACAGAAGACAUCAUGGUCAUUCACUGCAUCCAAGGAAGACUUCAGUUUGUGAUGCUUGUUUGUACCACUGGACCUGGAUUUACGAGGUCGAGAGAGUGGAACUGGCCCAGUGCAAUGGCUUUUGCACUUUAAACUCUCCCGCACAGGUUUCCCACCAAUGGACAACCAUUACCCUGUCUCUUCCAGAUAACUUGCAUCCUUUUGAACAUCAAAACAUGUCACCAAAAACCUACCCAGCACUGAGCAGUCCUGACAGUGGGGAACUGAACCAAAGGGGAGGGUUAACCCCCUUUUAUGGAGGAAUGCUGCAGAAUCACUCGCUAGGCCUGUGGAGAUUGUUCUCAAUCUCAGCCACCUUUUCAAAUUUGAUCAGGAGCACCAACUUUACCCUAUGUAAUAUUCCAGAGUGGGAUUGAAAGCCUAAACGAUACCCAUCUCUGUAUUUUGCAUUUUCAUAUUACAGGACUGACAUUAUAAUCCACAUUUGGAGAUGAUUAGCCUCAUACAGUGAAAUGCAUCAUUUGUAUGAAUGACCAACAUAGUCCGAGGGUGGGCUGAGGGCAGCCCACAAGGGUCGUCGUGCUUCCUGGGCCAACAUAACAUGCCCACGACUCACUCCCCCUAACUGGUCCCUCUUUGGAAUUUGAGAGGAAGGCUGCGCGGUCACAGGGCUACACUGCAGAGAUGCGCACUGAACUAUUGCUUCCGAACAUUUAACACGCUUCUGCAACGUUGUCGGUGAAAUAUUUGCUGGCAUUUCAUGUCCAGGAGCUGAGGGAGCAGGUAUCAUGGACACCUCACAGGACAGUUCGAGCCUCUGAGCUGCAGUCUACGACAGAUGGAGAAGGUGUCUGAACCCUGGUCAUUCCUGAAGGUGGAAAAUCCCACCAUGUUGAAUUCAACCACCUCACCUGUAUCAGGAGUCCACUUGUGGACAGGACUGGGGUUGACCAGAGUCUCAGAGCAGAUUUCUCCUCUGCAGUCUUGUUCUUUCUGUAGUCGUGUAGAUGUUAGCAAUUGGUUCAGAGGUCAGGAGAUGAGAAGAAAACUCAAAGUUCAAAUUAAAAUUUAUUAUCAAAGUACAUAUUAAUCACCAUACACAACCUGAGAUUCAUUUCCUUGCGGGCAUACUCAAUACAUCCAAUAACUAUUAUAGAAUCAGUGAAAGACCAACUUGGUGGUUCAAUCAGUGUGCAAAAGAUAAACUGUGCAAAUACAAAGAGAAAGGAAUAAUAAUAAUAAAUAAAUAAAUAUAGAGAAUGGUUCAGCACAAACUAGAUGGGCCAAAGGGCCUGUUUCUGUGCUAUAGUUUCCUAUGAUUCUAACAUGAGUUGAAGAGUCAUUAAAAGUGAGUUCAUAGGUUGUGGGAACAGUUCAGUGUUGGGGUGAGUGAAGUUAUCGCCUCUUGUUCAAGAGCCCGAUGGUUGAGGGGUAAUUACUGUUCCUGAACCUGGUGGUGUGAGUCCUGAGGCUCCUGUACCUCCUUCCUGAUGGCAGCAGUGAGAAGAGAACAUGCCCCACUGGGUGGUGGGGGUCCCUGAUGAUGGAUGCUGCUUUCCUGCAAUAACACCCCGUGUAGAUGUGCUCAGUGCUGGGGUGGGCUUC
Molecule: messenger RNA, 7488 nt
Organism: Mobula hypostoma (lesser devil ray)
Lineage: Eukaryota; Metazoa; Chordata; Chondrichthyes; Myliobatiformes; Myliobatidae
Gene: rimbp2b
Product: RIMS binding protein 2b
Exons: 22
Coding region: 191-4312 (1373 amino acids)
Biological process (GO): neuromuscular synaptic transmission
Molecular function (GO): protein binding
Source: RefSeq, a predicted model, not a curated record